Molecule: messenger RNA, 2146 nt
Organism: Lates calcarifer (barramundi perch)
Lineage: Eukaryota; Metazoa; Chordata; Actinopteri; Centropomidae
Exons: 6
Coding region: 178-1929 (583 amino acids)
Biological process (GO): zinc ion transmembrane transport; detoxification of zinc ion; intracellular zinc ion homeostasis
Cellular component (GO): endoplasmic reticulum; Golgi apparatus
Molecular function (GO): zinc ion transmembrane transporter activity; calcium channel inhibitor activity
Source: RefSeq, a predicted model, not a curated record
UCCCCGGCUCACAUGACUACGAUUAUAGCAGAGGAGGAGUGUGCCGGGACAGAGACGGGGGAGAGAUGGUGAGCAGGAUGAAUGACAUUUUUCUGAUUUCAUCGCACAGAUCACAUCCGAGGACCUGACUUGCCUUUGACUGCUGGCUGAGGAUUGUCCACUUUUGUGGUUGCAGGUAUGAGGGUGCUACACUGGUGCAUGCUGGGAGUGACCAUCCUGCUGCUGGUGUGUGAGGUCACCAUCAGUCAGUUAUGCAAGUCCCUCAUCACCCUGGUGGACAGUUUCCACACGCUCUUCAUCCUCAUGCGUAUGGCUCUUCCUCUUCCUCAAACUGCAGGAUUAAUAAAACCUUGGCCCUCCUCCUUGGACUCUCCUGCAUCUCCACGCGCUUCCUCCUCCUCAGUUGCAGCUCCUUCCACCCUGCCUGCAGAGUCAUCAAUCAAAACUCUACCUGGCACCCAUGCUGCCACCGGUGGGUCAUCCACCCCAGAUGAACCACCUGCCCCUGGGCCUAACCAUGACACAACCUUGCCCUUUAGCUCUCAUGGCUCCUGCCCCCCAACAGUCUCUCCUCCAGCUCUCAACUGCAGUGUUUCCUACGGCAGCAGCAGGAUUCAGGUUAUGGGGGCUUUCCUUUCCAGUCUCAUCCUGAUCUCUCUGAGUAUCUCUUACUUAAUAAUGAUCAUCAACUUUUUCCUGGAGCCACGGUUAGUACAGCGCCCCCUGCUGCUUGUAGUGAUCGGAGUUGUCAGUCUGCUCCAUAAGAUGCUGGUGCUUUGGCUAAACUGGGAUCAGCUGCAGGAGGAAAUGACAGGAGCCAGCAGGCAACCAGAGACCAAAUCUCACCUUGAGGUGAACCAUAAAGUCUUGGCUAAGGAGGGAACCAGAGGCCUGGCUGAGCCAGGGCAAGUCCAGGAUGAUGUCAGCCAUGUCCAGUCUGCUGUGGACGACUCGCUCCACAACGGGACACUUGUCCUCUGUAACCCAGGAACCUCCAGCUUCCCUGACACUGACUCUCAAACUCCUGUCCACCUGCAUGCAGCAGACCCACAGGACAGCUGGGACUGUGAUGUUGUGAGCGGUUUUGCAGAUCUGAAGAUUUGGAAGUGUGAGAGUCAUUCAAAAGACAUCACAGAGAUUUUUGAAGACAAUACCAGCAUGGGACAUCGUGACAAUAAAAAUGCAUCUAAAACCUCCCCAGUCUGCAAGUCUUCACAUCACGCUAAGAGCCCUGUACCGAGCAGCCGGUGGCCAGUCUGCCUCCUGUCAUUCCUCCUCAUCGCUCAGGGUCUUUUUACCCCACUCCUGGUCCUGAUCAACAGCCUGGUGAUGCUGCUGGUCGACCCACACUGUAGCAUCCUGGACUACCUGGAUACCUGUCUCACUCUGCCAGCUGUGAUUGUGCUGAUCGCCAUAGCUAAACCAGAGGUGUGCAGGUAUGGACUGCUGCUGCUACAGGCUACACCACCACACAUUUGUGUGACUGAUCUUGGACGAAGGAUUGCAAGUGUCCCUGGAGUGCAGGCUGUGCACGAUCUCCACGUCUGGCAGUUAACUGAGUCAUUCAUGGUGGCCACUGUCCAUGUGCACUGCCACGCUGGGUUUCCAGCACACAGGUGUGCUGAUAUGAUGUCGGGGGUCACUAAGGUGCUGAAGAGUGUAGGAGUGAGCUGCUGCACUGUUCAACCAGAGUUCGCUUCAUGCUCUGGUCGCUCUGCAGGAAGUGGGGGUGACGCCUCCGCUGUUGUCCACAGAGAAGACCCCUCCCUGCCUCCUCUCUUGACCUGCAGCCUCUCCUGUGGGAAGGCCUGUUCUGGGAGCAUGUGCUGCUCUUCCCCAGGAGAGGAGACCAGGAGCCUGUUGGCACCACCAGCUGGGGAAACAAAGGAAGAGCCUCAGACACUUGUCAUAGAGAAUACCUUCCUCUGACCAGUAGUUUUAACCAAAGAAUUACAGUGGAUUGGAGGAAAAUAAAAGAAAAUGCUGCCUGAACAUUAUAUUGAAGUGUUAGUUUUAUGAUAUUAACAUGAUAAUCUUCACCAAAGAUUUUUGUGUAAAAUCAAAAGAAGUGUUGCUUUAUUUGUGUUGGGGCCAUUUGUAUUUUCUCUCAUGUCUGUACUGAAAUAAAAUAAAUAGUAACACCUAA